AUGAUCACACAAAUUAUCAUUAUGGCAAUAUUACUUAUUUAUCCUCAUAAUCGGAUAACACCAUACGUCACUGGGUCAUCUGUUGAUGUUGAAUGUGUAAUAGAUUUCUCAUUCCCCUCCAGCUUUUUCAGUCAGAUUUUACUUAUGGUUGGGUUAGUUGCGUAUCCUUUACAGGACGUUGCAGAACCAACCCCAGCAGCCCCUGGCUGUUGUGUGGUUUCUCUAGGCAAAUUUACGUCCAGUAGUUUGCCAUUGCUUUCUGGAUUUACUUAUGACAUACAGUUUAUGUUUAUUUGUCUGAAUACAUAA
This is a messenger RNA of Candidula unifasciata, 309 nucleotides long. The record is from the annotation of a GenBank genome assembly. NCBI's taxonomy places the organism in Eukaryota, Metazoa, Mollusca, Gastropoda, Stylommatophora, Geomitridae.